Monomorium pharaonis (pharaoh ant) is the source of this 5766-nucleotide messenger RNA. RefSeq names its product homeobox protein abdominal-A homolog. NCBI's taxonomy places the organism in Eukaryota, Metazoa, Arthropoda, Insecta, Hymenoptera, Formicidae. Gene Ontology annotation, cellular component: nucleus. The coding region runs from base 1426 to 2613 and encodes 395 amino acids. Gene Ontology annotation, biological process: anterior/posterior pattern specification; negative regulation of transcription by RNA polymerase II. Gene Ontology annotation, molecular function: DNA-binding transcription factor activity, RNA polymerase II-specific; RNA polymerase II cis-regulatory region sequence-specific DNA binding. The record is from RefSeq and is a predicted model, not a curated record. The transcript has 3 exons.
GAGAGAGAGAGAGAGAGAGAGAGAGAGAGAGAGAAGGAGAGAGAUAAGUGGAGAAACCUAGAGAAGGACAGAAAAUACCGUGUGAGACGUUGAAACGGGUAUAAGGCAACGUGAAGAGCACGACUGCACUGGCAAGAAGCGAGCGUACAGACCGUCGAACAGACGAGGCACGCCGGGUAUACGGCAAGUGAGGAAGCGAGAGGUGCCCGAAGCUCAAGUGAGGCAAGUGAGCACGAGGUAUAGCCGAGAGCGAAGAUCGGAGCGAGAGGCGAACCGAGGGAGAAAGAGACCCAUUCAUCUUGGCGCGCCUAGCACGGCUGCGAUUGGUCCACCUCUGGUAAGGCUGCCCCAGGAUUGGACGACUCUGUUUACCAGCUGGUACCCCGGCGCGCUCCAGACUCGCGGAAGGAGAGGGGGGAACAGAACGGAGAGACAAGCGGCGCCAUUAUUGUAAGGGGUUACAUUUAGCUGGCCGUGGGUUGUAGUACGCGGCGUUCGGGAUAGGGGGCUAUAGUACCUUCAUGCAUGGCCCAUAAAGGAUUCGUCGACUAUCCGAGAAGUACGCAAGAAACGGCUUCUAACACCUGACAGGGGCCACGCUCUUCUCUUCUCUCUCCUCGUGCCGUCGCCGGGUUCACCGUCGCCCAAUUUCCGAGCUGGGACCACCAUUGGGUGGGCCCGGCGAGAAGAAGGACUCGCCGCAUUAUCAUCGAUUCUUAUAUUGAUACUCGGAUGGAUUCAUAAUCGGAAGCGGCGUGAUUACGUCGAGAGAGAGAGAGAGAGAGAGAGAGAGAGAGAAAGAGAGAGAAAGAUAGAUAGAUAGAGAGAGAAAGAGAGAGAGAGAGAGAGAGAGAGAGAGAGAGAGAGAGGGAGCGCAUCAGAAUCAAAUUCGCGAACGCGAAGAUCCCGAACGCGUGGUACCGAACGAGAGUCCCGUGAACGAGAGAGGAGGGACAUGCCAUCAUUUGCCAUCGCGGACGGUCGGUGAUUCGUGGUCAGUCGUCCCCGGUGACCGCAUCCCGCCGCGCGCGUUUGGUAUUGUUGUUGUGAUAAUGUGCUGAGUUGCGUAAGUGGCAGUAAAAGUGGACGUUGAUUGCUGAUAGGGGAAGCGAUAGUGGAUCCCGGAAAGCAAUAAAGCACAAGCGGAAAGGAUUUCCAGCGGGGAAGACGACAGAGCAGGGAAGUGCGCGCGUUUAUCGAGAGAAGAGAGUGUUUUCUCUCGCUGAUCCGCGUGCGAGAGACGGAUUACGCGCGCGAUGAGGCAGCAACAGCAGCAGCAACAGCAGCAGGAGCAGCAGCAGCAGCAGCAGCAGCACCAGCCUGCGGUGGACGCGUCGCCACGGUGUCGGUGUUGAGACACUCGUCCCGGUCGUCCAGCCCGGGCGUGUCUUCGGCAUCGGGUCCACAUCGGCACCGACAGGCGAUAUGAGUACGAAAUUCAUAAUUGAUAGUAUGCUACCAGCUAAGUACCAACAAUUUCACCCUCAACAGUUGUUCUCAAGCGCGACUCCAGGUACCAUUCAGGCGUGUACGACGAGUCCGGCUACCGCGAGCCUAGAAUCGAGUCUAUCCGCGGCUGCAGUUGCGGCCGCGGCAGUCAAUUACGCUCAGCAGCACAAUUCACCGAGCCCGACGGGUUCGAGUCCCCAGCACUCGGGAAGUUCCGCUUCCACUUCACCGGCGGCACGUACCACAUCCAGCAUGUAUCCGUACGUAUCCGCCGCAGCAGCGCAUCAUCAUCAUCAGCAGCAGCAAGCGGUCGCGGCCGCCGCGUUCGGCGCAACGGCGUCGAGCAUGGUGCCAGGUUUCGGCUCCACGGCCUCCAGCGCUGCCCUGGCCGCCGCCGCCGCCGUGGACGCCGCGACGGCCGGCGACAAAUCCUGCCGUUACACAGCUAGUCUCACCGGUAAUGUGACACCUGCGUCGGCUGACCCUAUGGUUAACUAUACCCUAGGCCACCAUCAUCAGAACGGCGCUACCCCAGGUAGCCUCGUUUCAUCCGCCUCAGCGUCCUCGGCCGUCUCGGCCGCUUCGGCCUCCAUGGCAGCGGCGGCACAGUUCUACCAUCAAGCGGCUGCCGCAUCGGCCGUUGUCGAUCCUUUGACGUCCUGCCAACAACCCACCACCGGUCAACCUGGCAUCUCGGACAUACCUCGGUAUCCAUGGAUGUCGAUUACCGAUUGGAUGAGUCCAUUUGACAGAGUGGUGUGCGGUCCGAAUGGCUGUCCGAGGCGUAGAGGUCGACAAACGUACACACGGUUCCAAACAUUGGAAUUAGAAAAAGAAUUUCACUUUAAUCAUUAUCUGACGCGACGACGACGAAUAGAGAUCGCUCAUGCACUCUGCCUAACGGAACGACAGAUCAAGAUCUGGUUCCAGAAUCGGCGAAUGAAGCUGAAAAAGGAGCUAAGGGCGGUCAAAGAGAUCAAUGAGCAAGCCAGACGCGAGCGCGAGGAGCAAGAUAUGAUGAAGAAGCAGCAGGCGGAGAAGCAGGCCAAGUUGCAGCAGGAGCAGCAGAGCGCCGCCCUUCAGCAUCAGCAGCAGCAUCACGUAAGCGGCCUGGAAAAAACGCAAAGCGAUCUUCUGAAGGCAGUCAGUAAGGUACCCACAUAGGAUACCUUACUGAGCCGACUCUCUUUCUUUUAAGGAAGACACAAGAGACUGGAGCGGCCUGGACGAAGACUCCGAAGCGAAGUAGUUGGUAAGGUCGAUCACGUAGAAGAUCCUGAGUUUUCUUCCUCUCAUCUUCGCACGCGAGAAACAGGUACGAAACAUCUGAUGCAAAGAUUUUUGCGAUCUUCCUCAAGUCGGUGAGCCAGUGCUUGCAAGUUGAAGACCUUGUGGAUGCGGUCAUCGGUCUUUUUUUUUUGUCAAGUGGGAAGAUAGCGAGAAUUUAAGAAGCCUGGAAGAUACAGACCGCGAUCUUUUCUGGACGACUGAAAAAAGGUACGACGAAUGCCUUGCUGAGUCGGUUCUCUCUUUCGUUUUUUUUUUUUUUUUUUUAAAGCAAGAAAGAAAACUAAGUAGAUGUUACUAUAGUAAAAACUCGAAGCAUAGAAAAUGAACGCACCCCACCCCAGCUACGUACUUACUUGGCUAGUCCCCGAAGGGCGACAUGCGAAACCGCCUCGCACGGGGGCUCAGCCUGUGACUGAUUCCUAGAACGUAUAAUGUAUAUUGUUAAUCGGGUGCUACACAAUGAGCCAUCGCGAUUAUCAAGCGAUGAACGUACGAAUUGGCGCGAUACUGCCAUGGAGAGCCAAUAAUUACGUCAAGGCGGUGAGUAGACUAGUUAAAUGGGCCGAAAUUGAGGAAUUAACGGUUGUACGGGCCGAGAGAAACAUUAACGACGACAUUUCGAUUAAUUGAUCGAACCCCAAGGGAAGGAAGUAAUUAAAUCAAACUGCACACACGAGCGAACACCGGCAUCCAAUUGGACAAAAACCAGCGAGCGAGAUAAGAGUUUAGCUAAUCUUCGAUUCAUCACUUACCUUGUACAUGCGAAUUUUCGUUGAUUAGCUAAAUCUCCCUUGUACGAUGUAUCAAUCGUUCCGAAGGAAGAUAUACGGUGACGCGCUUACGAAAAAAAAGAGAAAAAAAACGGUUUCAUCAUUUUCGAUGUGGAAAUGUUUUAUCUUCAACGUCACGCGAACGCUUCCUUCGUACGAUCAUUACGCGAAAUUACAAGAGGCAUAAAAUUAGCGACGUUUUUGUUGGAACAACGAACGUGUCUCUCGCGCGAUUGCGGACUUCCUUAUAACUCUGGUAUUCCUUUUAAAUAUCGGUCUACAAUUAAAAAUAUGGGCGUACAAAACUAUUUUUCCCUACGUUGCUUUUUUCGAUGAAAAAUAAUUAAUGUAUCCCUUUCUAUUAGAAAGCCCUUAUGAAGCCCUUUCUAUUAGAAGCAAAAAUAAUUCGAUAUUUGCGCGUUUACUUUUUGAACGGAUUAGAUUUAGCUAAAUGUUAUUUAUGUCAAUUUUGUAUUAAAAUUUAUGUAAUUAAAUUAGUAAUUAGCCAUCGAAAUAAAUUAGAUAUUUUAAUUAGUUGAGGGUAACCAAGUUUUAUCUACAUAUGGGUUUUAUAAAGAAAAAUUACAUCUUGCAUGAAGAAAUAGAUUUGUUUUACAAGUUAUGUGGUAAUGUAUGCCAUAAAAUAACUUUUUCUUUGAAAACAAAACUCAUUUGGUACGCUCGAUUCCGCACAAAGAAAAACCUAUACUCACGGAUAUAGGAAAAACAUACUUUCUAUUCCGACACGUCAACUUAGACAGAUCGCAAAAAAUAAAACUUUUCGUUAAUAAAAUAUAGUAAAUUAUUUUAGACACAAUAAAAAUUUAGGGUAUUUAUUUUUUUACCAGCGUGAGUAAAAGUAGUAUCCUAUCGUGAGCAAUAAAGCAUCGUUGAAUUCGCGAUUUUCGAAGUAUAAAUAAUGUUGUAAUGGAAAGACAUAAACGAUAUUCAGACAUUGAGGAAUGAGGAAACGUGCCGUGAGUAUAUAAACAUUGAUUUUCUCAAGAAUAUAUCUUUCUGAAUGUUGUUUCUCGAAAGCGUGAUAUAGAUCGUAUAAAUAACUGUACAAUAUGCUUGGCAACCACAUUUUGUCAAGACUCUGACAAAUAGUAAUUGUCUCGAUUAUCCUGCCGUGUCGAUAAACGAAAUAAAAUUACACACACAUACACAAGUGCACAUAAUAUACAGUUAAUCUACUUAUAAUUCGCGAGAGCGCUUUAAUCAUUGACCUAAAAUAUAUCAUGCUAAAUUUCAUACACAUAAUUUGUUUAUAACGCUCAAUCUAGGUUAUUAUAAUUUGCACAUUUUUUAAUUAUUCUUUUCUGCCGUAUAUUGGAGAUUAUAGACAAACGUAAAUGCUUACGAAUAUGCACAUUAAUUUUGAUGAAAAUGAGGAACAAACGCGGGAGAAAGUAUGCUAAAUAUGGAUACACGCUCGUAUAUACGUACGAGAAACACGAGCCACAUUACCGGACGAGUAUCUCACUCUUAGUACAUUAAAUACGUAAUUUGGUGUCAGGGUAGACUUUUCCAUAGAUAUAUAGAACCCGUUGUUGGUAUUACUUACUUAGAGUUCGUAAAAAAAAGAAAGAGAUAAACAUGAAAGAAAUAACCGAUAAAUAAAUUAUUGCCUAAUUAUUUUUUUCUCCACCCUAGUUAGUGCGAUCAAUGCAUGGAUCUUGAUUCCUUAUCACAGAAAUCUUGAUCGAUUUUUAAUUAAUAUAGCUUUCUACUCUUAAUUUAGUAACUAAUACAAAAUCGAAAAUGAACAUAUUGUUGUUGAAUGCUGAACAACACGAUAUAUUUUAUUCUUUAAUCAUUUUUAUUGAUUUCAUAAUUAUUAAAUAUAUAAAAGAGAAUAAAUGAAUAUAUUUGUUAAAGGGAUAAAAUUUUAAUCUGAAGAUAUGCUUACAUUUUUAGAUUAAAUUUUAUCAAUUAAUAUAUUUAUGAAAUAGAAAAUACGUAAAAUCCGACAAGAGUCACACGUUUUUGGAUUAAAAUCAGGAUCUUAUUGCAUGGAUCGCCUAAUAACUAUAAUGACGUAAAAUAUAUUGUACACAAUACCAUAUUAUAUAUUAUUAAAAAUAAUAAGUAUAUAUUAUAUAUACAUAUAUAUAUAUAUAUGGACAAAAGAGAAAAUGAAAAUCUGUUGUAUCGCGCAUCAAGGUAGAAUUUUUUUCUGAUGCGAUAAGAUCUUAGGAUACAUUUAAACAAGUACGUAAAAUGAGGGGAAAAAUACCUUGUUAAUCUAAUUGAA